GAAAAAGGGGUAAAACAGAGAGAGCAUCGGUUGUUGUUUCAUAUGAAGUGCGGCAAAAUCAUCAUCAUCAUCGGCACCAAAUCAAACAAACAAAUUCAUCGAUUUUAAGAUACAGAAGGAAAGGGAAAUGGGAAGAUUGUAUGUAAUAAGUCUUGAAGGAAGUAUAUACAGUUGUAAACAUUGCAAUACUCAUCUGGGUCUCUCUGAUGACAUCAUCUCUAAGUCUUUUCACUGUCGACAUGGGAAAGCUUAUCUCUUUGACAAAGUCGUGAAUGUGACUGUUGGGGAGAAAGAAGAUAGGGCAAUGAUAACGGGAAUGCAUACUGUUGUCGACAUAUUCUGUGUUGGAUGUGGUUCAAUUGUGGGUUGGAAAUAUGAGUCAGCACAUGACAAGGGGCAAAAGUACAAGGAAGGGAAGUUUAUUCUCGAGAGGUUUAAAGUUUUGGGUCCAGAUGGGAGCUUGUAUGUACUUGGACAAGAAGUUCAGGUGGGUGUUGGAAGUGAUGCAGAUGAUGCAUGAUUCAGUCUAAAUUAUUGGCUAUAAAAUGUACAGUGGUUGGUAUAGACUAUUAAACCAUGGUCUUCCAUUAGACCUUACAUUGAAAGAAUUGGUAGGGUGGUGAUAGUGAAAUCAUGUUAGGUAUGGUUAUAUGAUGCUAUUUUUUUCUAUUUCCAAGGUUUUGUAUUGGGCAUGUCUUUGACCAAUUUGGUAAACACUACUGGUUUCUGACUGAAAACCGUGAGUUCAUAUAAGAGGUAUGUCUUUUCACGAGAAUUACAAAAAAAUGGCAACAUGCAAAAACAUUGUUCCUUGAUGUAAGUUACGAA
Erigeron canadensis is the source of this 828-nucleotide messenger RNA. Its product is annotated as protein yippee-like. The record is from RefSeq and is a predicted model, not a curated record. NCBI's taxonomy places the organism in Eukaryota, Viridiplantae, Streptophyta, Magnoliopsida, Asterales, Asteraceae. Gene Ontology annotation, cellular component: ubiquitin ligase complex. The transcript has 6 exons. Bases 128 to 520 code for a protein of 130 amino acids.